Messenger RNA from Notothenia coriiceps (black rockcod), 986 nucleotides. RefSeq names its product amyloid beta A4 precursor protein-binding family A member 3-like. Gene Ontology annotation, biological process: chemical synaptic transmission. Gene Ontology annotation, molecular function: protein binding; amyloid-beta binding. Lineage: Eukaryota; Metazoa; Chordata; Actinopteri; Perciformes; Nototheniidae. The record is from RefSeq and is a predicted model, not a curated record. Gene Ontology annotation, cellular component: cytoplasm; plasma membrane; dendritic spine. The transcript has 4 exons. Bases 64 to 339 code for a protein of 91 amino acids.
AUACGGGACUUAAAAAGCCAAAAGUUUGUGAAGCUCAGCAUCGUCCACUGCCCACCAGUCACCAUGGCGAUUAUUAGGAGGCCAGAUCCCAAGUUUCAGCUGGGCUUCAGUGUGGAGGACGGCAUUAUCUGCAGUCUGAUGCGGGGCGGUAUCGCAGAGAGAGGAGGCAUUCGUGUUGGUCAUCGCAUCAUUGAAAUCAACGGGCAGAGCGUUGUCGCCACAACGCACGACAAGAUCAUCCAGAUCCUGACAAAUGCUGUCGGAGAGAUUCAUUUGAAGACCAUGCCAGCUUCAACAUAUCGACUUUUAACCGGACAGGAGCAGCCCGUGUUUCUUUGAGCUUUGCCUAAAGGAAAAAAUACUGCACAGUGUUCAAGCUACCUGAACUUUUGCCAAAUUAUGAAAAUAUUAUGCAAUUUAUAAUACAGCAUAGCAUACGCUGUUGUCACAUCACUGAAUACAACAAACUAGUCUAGCUAUAUAUUUUUAAGAUUUUAAAUACAAUGUUAUAUUGUGAAAGCUUAUUUUAAAGUGACGAGGAUAGAUGGUAGCUUCCCAUUUAUAUUUAUCUGAUAUUUAACAAUGCAGGCAGUAGCUGAGAUACAAUGACUCAUAAGCAUAAUAUAUUUGGCUUCACUUGCUUUUAAAAUUGUAGUGAAUGGUGUUUAAUGUUCUGCACUAGAGUUGUUGGUCUUCCAGCCUGGUGUGUUGCCAGUGUGCCUCAGCUGAACGUGCUAAAAAGAGUGUGUGUAUUACAUUAUGAUGUACCGACAGUCCGUCAUGUACACAUGCUUAUCAACUGUCAGAGUGUCGGUGUCAGUCAGAGCGCUCUGCUUUAUAGACAAGGAUUCACGUACUGUGCCUGAGAGGACGCCGAUAUCAUGCACAAUAAAAGGUAACUGCCUUAUUUCAUAGAGAGAGAAAGAGAUGCGUAUAUUUUUAAUAAAUUGUUGUUUUGGAUGUUCAUUAAAAUGAUCUUUAAGAUC